CACGGACACGGGGACACGGACACGGGGACAGGGCAUGACGAGGAGGACGUGAAGUCCAUGAGCACAGAGUUACGACAGACAGAAAUACAAACAUCACACUGGGGACUGCAGCAGUCAUGGAUCUAUUCAAGCAACAGAAAGUGGAAGAUUUCUAUGAAAUUGGUGAAGAGCUUGGCAGUGGGCAGUUUGCCAUUGUGAAGCAAUGUCGAGAGAAAACUACAGGUUUGGAAUUUGCUGCCAAGUUUAUCAAAAAACGGCAGAGCAUGGCGAGCUCUCGUGGAGUCCGGCGAGACGAAAUAGAGCGAGAGGUAAACAUCCUCCAGCAGAUUCAGCACCCCAACAUCGUCAUGCUGCACGACGUUUAUGAGAACCGCACUGAUGUGGUGCUCAUCCUGGAGCUCGUUUCAGACAUGUACCUGGUGCUCUCCUGGAAGAAGCAUGGCUCCGUACGGUUUGAACUAGGAUGGGUGUGGGAUAAGUUAGAGAUCAAACCUGAAAACAUAAUGCUUUUGGAUAAGAACACACCCCUGCCUAGAAUAAAACUGAUUGAUUUUGGUCUUGCCCAUAAGAUUGAAGCUGGAGUUGAGUUCAAGAACAUCUUUGGAACUCCCGAGUUUGUAGCUCCAGAGAUUGUCAACUAUGAGCCCCUUGGAUUGGAAGCAGACAUGUGGAGCAUUGGUGUCAUCACUUACAUCCUGCUGAGCGGUGCCUCUCCUUUCCUGGGCGACACAAAACAGGACACGCUGGGGAACAUUUCAGCCAUAAAUUAUGAGUUUGAUGAAGAGUUCUUCUGUCACACCAGUAAGCGGGCCAAGAGCUUCAUCAGCCAGCUACUCGAGAAGGAUAAGAAGAAAAGAUUAACAAUUCAAGAUGCCCUCAAUCACCCAUGGAUCAAGUCCAAUGAGAACAAGGAAGAAAAUAAAGCCAGGGGGCCAAAGAAAAGUGAGCGGCGCCAGUUGAAGACCAAGCGCCUGAGGGAGUACACUAUCAAGUCCCACUCGAGCAUGCCACCCAACAACACCUACGUGAACUUUGAGCGCUUCGCCCAGGUCGUGGAGGACAUUGACCAGAUGGAGAGCUCGUUCGUUAGCCUGAUGCUCUGCAGAGAGGGCAGCGGAGUCCUGAUGAUCUUCUCCGCAGUUGUUAUCACUCUCUGCAGGCGUUUGCGGUCCAUAGCAGCUGGUCAGCUGACCUCGUUCGUGGAGCACAUGCUGUUGCUGAACCUAGACCUGACCAACUGCAGCAACCCCAGAUCAUAG
This is a messenger RNA of Neolamprologus brichardi, 1259 nucleotides long. The record is from RefSeq and is a predicted model, not a curated record. Lineage: Eukaryota; Metazoa; Chordata; Actinopteri; Cichliformes; Cichlidae.